Zea mays is the source of this 1515-nucleotide messenger RNA. RefSeq lists its product as uncharacterized. The transcript has 3 exons. Lineage: Eukaryota; Viridiplantae; Streptophyta; Magnoliopsida; Poales; Poaceae. Gene Ontology annotation, biological process: positive regulation of DNA-templated transcription. The record is from RefSeq and is marked provisional. Gene Ontology annotation, molecular function: DNA-binding transcription factor activity. Gene Ontology annotation, cellular component: nucleus. The coding region runs from base 448 to 1305 and encodes 285 amino acids.
CUCUCCUCCUCCUCUGCUUCCUUCCCUUCACCGCCCUUCUUCCCUUUUUGGACCCUCCUCCUCUCUUCAACCUCUUGCGGCUGUGCCAAUCCCCCCCUGUUCUCUGAUUGAUCCAUCGAUCUGGUCCCUCCUCGUCCCCCCUUCCCCUCCCCUUGCUUGCUUGCUUGCUCAGGUAAAAAAAAAGGAGCAGGAGGAGCUGCUGCACUGCACAAGCAGAACCCCUCCCCUCUCUUUGUUCGCAAGAUUCUCCCUUUCUUGUCAUAUGCCCCGCAAAGGUUUUGUUUCCACUGUCGCCGCUCCGGCCGAGCAAAGCACCUGCUGUUCUUGCCACUUCCGAUCUCUGCGUGCGCCCGCCCGCCCUCUUUCACGCCCCCCCAACCCCCACCCCCACGGGCGCAUUUGAUUUCUUUGCAGGUGCAGCCGUGCAGGUGAGGUGAUCGCGCGUGGAUGGGAGUUCAGACAAUGUCGUCCCACUCCCACGGCGACGACGGCCGCCGCGGCCUCCCGCGGCAGGGCUCGGUCUACGGCCUCACGCUGACCGAGGUGGAGACGCAGCUGGGCGAGCCGCUGCGGACCAUGAACCUGGACGACCUCCUGCGCACCGUGCUCCCGGCCUCCGCCGCCGCCGCCGCAGGCCCGCCCCCGCCCCCGGCCCCGGCGGCCAAGAAGACGGUGGACGAGGUGUGGCGCGACAUCCAGAGCGCCGGCGGCGGCGGCGGCGGCCGUCAGCCCUCCAUGGGCGAGAUGACGCUGGAGGACUUCCUCUCCCGCGCCGGCGUCGCCGUCGAUGCCGCCCCGCAUUGGAUGCACCAGUACCCGCAGCAGCAGCAGUACGCGCUGCCGCGGCCCCUACCGCUUCCCGGCCCGGCUCUGGACGCCGCGUACCACGGCGACCGGCCAGGUGUUUUCCUCUCGCACUCGCAGGUGGCCGGGCGGAAGCGCGCCGCCACGGGGGCCGUGGCCGGGGACGGCGUCGUGGAGAGGACGGUGGAGCGGCGGCAGAAGCGCAUGAUCAAGAACCGCGAGUCCGCGGCGAGGUCCCGGGCCAGGAAGCAGGCGUACACCAACGAGCUGGAGAACAAGGUGGCCCGGCUGGAGGAGGAGAACAAGCGUCUCAUUGAGCUCAAGGUGCUGAAACCACUGGAGCCACUGGAGCCGCCACCGGCGGAGCAGAACAAGAAGCAGCCGCCGCCGCAACCGAAGAGGAAGCAGCCGCAGCCACCGCCACCGCCUCCGCCGCCGAUUCAGCAGCUGCCGCCGAAGCACCGCCACGACCUCCGGCGAACGAAUUCCGCCACUUUCUGAUGACGAGGGCACGGGGGGGGGCUCUCUCUAGGGCGUCUACGGGGGGGUACUGUACUGUACUGUACUUGGGAUGCUUUGAGAUGUGAAUGAACAAAACCCUGCUCUGCUUGCAGAGACUCUGGUGGUCUGUGGAUGGGUGCGUGCGUGCCGCCGUUGCAGUGAAAGCUAGCAGUGUUGAUGUGCAUUAAUCGUGUUGUUCGUUGUUCCAUC